Molecule: messenger RNA, 7620 nt
Organism: Paralichthys olivaceus (Japanese flounder)
Lineage: Eukaryota; Metazoa; Chordata; Actinopteri; Pleuronectiformes; Paralichthyidae
Gene: atp10a
Product: ATPase phospholipid transporting 10A
Biological process (GO): phospholipid translocation
Cellular component (GO): plasma membrane
Molecular function (GO): ATP binding; ATP hydrolysis activity; ATPase-coupled intramembrane lipid carrier activity
Source: RefSeq, a predicted model, not a curated record
UAUUUGCAUGUGUUUUCCCAAUGUGCAGCACAUUGAGCUCUGGGCCCCUGCAGUAUUAGCAUGAUUAUUAGUUUUACUUUUAUUAUUCACAUUCUGCAGUAGAGAAGCUACAGACACGAGUUACUUCAGAGGUGAGCGACUCUUUUUAAGAGGUGUAAACAUACACAUGUACAAAUAGUGUUUAGGGAGUGCGUCCUCGCUGCUUCCUGUGGCCCAGUGUAAACUCCAAUAAUACCGCGUGGCACUUGGAGACAGAGAGCCCAGGUUGGGAGUGGGAGGGGCCUGUGGCUCGGAUUUCCAGAGGAGAGCGGCCACCGACCCGCUGACGAACGUCCUGUGUGUGCGCGGCCUGCGCAGCGCCGCUGCUCCACACACACACAGCGCCCCCCUGCGCCCAGCGGCUCAGCCCCAUCCACAUGAUGUAUAGAUCGUGCACCGAGCCCCGGGGGGAAGUCCGAGCUGAGCCUCCUACUAUCUGAGCAUCCUCAGGAAAAAAAAAAAAGAAAAAAAGAAGCUAAACAAGCAAAAGUUUUCCAGAGGAGUCGACAUGGACGCAAAGGAGCAGCCCGUGUGACCCGACGAAGAGACUGACGCCAGGCUCUCUUCACACGGACAGAGAAUGAUAACAUAGGCGGCGUUUUGUUCGCUUUUUUCCGUGUGUGUGUGGAGCGUGUGAGGGGACACGACAAGCUGAAGUGUGGGGAAGUUUUGAGGCAGGGCUAUGGCGCGGAGCGGAGACGCCGCCGGGAUGUCCAAAGCUCCCAAAGUCCAGAGGAAGAAGAAGAAGAAGAGCAAGGAGAACAAAACCAGGACGGUCCACACAAACUUACUGUACGACCUCUCCAAGGGCGAGGAAAACCCCAACAGACACUAUGCAAACAACAAGAUCAAGACCACCAAGUACACGGUGCUCUCCUUCCUGCCAAAGAACCUCUUCGAGCAGUUCCAUAGGUUCGCCAAUGUUUACUUUGUCUUCAUCGCCUUGCUGAAUUUUGUCCCGGUUGUCAACGCGUUCCAGCCCGAGCUGGCCCUGGCCCCCGUGGUGUUCAUCCUGUCAGUCACUGCCAUCAAAGACCUGUGGGAGGACUACAGGAGACACAGGUCGGAUAAAGAGAUCAACCACAUGGACUGUCUGGUCUUCAGCAGAGCGGAGAGACGCUAUGUGGAGAAGUACUGGAAGGAGGUUCGAGUGGGAGACUUCAUCAGGCUGCGAUGCAACGAGAUCCUCCCCGCCGAUGUUCUGCUGCUGAGCACCAGCGACCCCGACCGCCUGUGCCACAUCGAGACCGCCACACUGGAUGGAGAGACCAACCUCAAGCAGAGGCAGGUCGUCCGCAGCUUCUUUGACCUGGAUUGUGAUUUCGACCCUUUAAAAUACAACAGCGUAAUUGAAUGUGAAAAACCCAACAAUGACCUGAAUAGAUUCCGAGGCUACAUAAUCCAUAGAAGCGGCAGAAGAGAUGCACUUUAUAAAGAAAACCUGCUGCUGCGAGGCUGCACCAUCCGCAACACAGAGGAGGCUGUGGGAAUAGUCAUUUAUGCAGGUCACGAGACCAAAGCCAUGCUGAACAACAACGGCCCGCGCUACAAACGCAGCAAACUGGAGAGACAGAUGAAUGUAGAUGUGUUCUGGUGUGUCAUCAUCCUGCUGGUCAUGUGCCUGUUUGCUGCUGUGGGUCACGGGCUGUGGAUGUUUCAGUACGGAGAUAAGAGACCUGUGUUUGACGUUCUCAGUCCAGAGGGGACAGACUUAUCACCAAUCAUGUCAGCCAUUUAUCUCUUCCUCACUAUGAUCAUCGUCUUUCAGGUGCUGAUACCCAUCUCCCUCUUUGUGUCGAUUGAGAUUGUCAAGAUCUGCCAAGUGUACUUCAUCCAUCAGGACAUGGAUCUGUACGAUGAGGAGACAGACUCUCACCUGCAGUGCAGAGCCCUUAAUAUCACAGAGGAUCUUGGCCAGAUGCAAUACAUCUUCUCUGACAAGACAGGCACGCUGACGGAGAACAAGAUGGUGUUUCGCCGCUGCACUGUGGCAGGGGUGGAGUACUCCCAUGAUGCCAAUGCUAGAAGACUUGCUAUGUACCAGGAGAUGGAUUCUGAAGAAGAGGAGUGUACAUCUCACGGAGGCACCCUGCCCAGGCGGGACAGCGUGACCAGCCACCACAGCGCCCCGGUGGUGCUGCGCUCCCAGAGCACAAAGUCCCAUCGCAGGACGGGCAGCAGGGCGGAGGCCAAGCGAGCCAGCAUCCUAUCCAAGCACACGGCCUUCAGCAGCCCCAUGGAGAAAGAUAUCACCCCUGACCCCCAGCUCCUGGACAAAGUCAAUGAAUGCAGCAGUCAGAUGGACUUCAUGCGCUUUCACAGCCAGCCAAUGUCCCAGCUGCCCUCUGACCUCUCAGAUAUCAUUGAUUUCUUUAUCGCUCUCACAAUCUGCAACACAGUGGUGGUGUCCUCCCCCAACCAGCCCAGGCAGAAGGUGCGCAUGAGGUUUGAGCUGAAGUCCCCGGUCAAGACCAUUGAGGACUUCAUCAAGCGCUUCACUCCCAGCCGCUUGACGUCAGGCUCCAACAACAGCAGCUCCUCCAGCCUCAUCACAAACCGCUCCUCCAAUAAGGGCUGCUCCAGCAUGCUGUCCUCCCCCUCUGCGGAGAGCACGCUCACCAAGCUGGAUGAGGAGCACUCUCGCAGAGGCCUGGACCACACCUUCAGCCCCGCCCCGCCCUCUUAUGAAGGUAAGGUUUGGGGCCUGGAGGAGGGCGAGCUGCGCUACGAGGCGGAGUCGCCUGACGAGGCCGCGCUUGUCUACGCGGCCAGGGCUUACAAGUGCUCCCUCGUCGGACGCCUCCCAGACCAGGUGACCGUGGAACUGCCGCACCUGGGGAAGCUUAGCUUUGAGCUGCUGCACACGCUGGGCUUCGACUCCACCAGGAAGCGCAUGUCUGUGGUGGUGAGACAUCCUCUGACGGAUCAGAUCACUGUGUACACUAAAGGAGCAGACUCUGUCAUCAUGGAACUCAUCAAACCUCCCAGCACAGGUAACACCAAAGGGAAACGACAGAAAAAGAUUGUCUACAGGACCCAGAACUACCUGAACCUUUAUGCUGCAGAUGGCCUUCGCACACUGUGCAUUGCAAAAAAGAUCCUGAGCAAGGACGAGUAUGCCUGCUGGCUGCAGCAUCACCUGGAGGCUGAGACGGCCAUUCAGGGAAGAGAGGAGCUGCUCUUUGAGUCGGCCCUGCGCCUGGAGACGAACCUCCAGCUCUUAGGGGCGACAGGAAUAGAGGACCGUCUGCAGGAUGGCGUGCCUGAAACUAUAGCUUCUCUGAGGAAGGCUGGCCUGCAGAUAUGGGUGCUGACAGGAGACAAACAGGAAACAGCUGUAAAUAUAGCCUAUGCCUGCAAGCUGCUGGACCCCGAGGAGGAGAUCCUGACACUGAAUGCUGAUUCUCAGGAAGGAUGUGCGUUGUUGCUGGACGAGAGUUUACACUACAUCCAGAGCAAAUUCCUCUGCAGUGCUUCAGACCAUGCUGCCAAGGCCUUCAACGCCAACUUUGCACCCUUUGAGAUCUAUCCCUCUUCCUCUACAUCCUCCUCCUCAUCCUCCCACACCAUUCCCUUCAUGGUGCACCGGUUGGGUCUGGUUAUUGAUGGGCGGACCUUAGCCUAUGCCCUGGAUAAGAGUUUGGAGGAUAAGUUUCUGGCUAUAGCACGGAGCUGCCGCUCAGUUCUCUGCUGCCGCUCCACGCCGCUGCAGAAGAGCAUGGUGGUCAAACUGGUGCGGAACAAGCUGAAGGUCAUGACUCUGGCCAUAGGUGACGGGGCCAAUGAUGUCAGCAUGAUCCAGGUAGCGGACGUGGGCGUGGGGAUCUCGGGACAAGAAGGCAUGCAGGCAGUAAUGGCGAGCGACUUUGCUCUUCCACGUUUCCGGUAUCUCCAGAAGCUUCUGCUGGUCCAUGGACACUGGUGCUACUCCCGGCUGGCUAACAUGAUUCUUUAUUUCUUCUACAAAAAUGCAAUGUUUGUAGCGCUCAUCUUCUGGUAUCAGUUCUACUGUGGAUUCUCAGGUUCAUCCAUGAUUGAUCAGUGGUAUCUCAUCUUCUUCAACCUGAUGUUCUCUGCCUUUCCACAACUCAUCACUGGCACUCUGGACAAAGAUGUUUCAGCAGAGACUCUGCAACAACUACCUCAACUCUACGUGACCGGCCAGAACUCCGAGGAAUAUAAGCCAUAUAUGUUCUGGAUGAACAUGAUUGAUGCAUUCUACCAAAGUCUGGUCUGCUUCUUCAUUCCUUACUUUGCCUACUCUGACUCUGAUGUGGAUCUGUUUACAUGGGGAACUCCCAUCACUUCCCUCGCCUUAUUCACCAUUCUGCUGCACUUGGGCAUUGAGACCAAAACAUGGACCUGGAUGAACUGGCUGUCGAUCAGUUUCAGUGUUGCCUUAUUCUUCACUGUGGCUCUGUGCUACAACGCCUCCUGUCCCACCUGCUACUCCCCCUCUAACCCAUACUGGACCAUGCAGAGGCUGCUGCAGGACCCUCUUUUCUACCUGCUUUGUGUCAUCACACCUGUAGCAGCGCUGCUGCCCAGAUAUUUCUACAGGGCGUGUCAAGGCACGCUGUUUCCCAGCCAGGUCCAAGUUGGAAGGCAGUUGGAUAAACUCCCCGCUGAAACCCGUAGGAACAUCCUCAGCCUGAGCAGGGUCAAGGUGGGGUCACCGCUCAGCCCCAAGCCUCCCUUCCUGUCCCUCACCAAGCCUUCCCCUGAAGGUUGCAAUAAAAAAGACCAGAGGCGCUUCUCGAGCUCCAAGACAGCACAGGCCAAAAAGGGGCCCAUCGCACAAGCAGAUGAAGAAAAGGGCCAGGGGAGCCCUCUGGGGCCCACAGACUGUGAGAAGGGCCUCUCAAAUAUCUACACAUUAGUUCCUACAGGUAUAGACACUCCUCCUUACACCAAAGAAGCACCUCCACUCUCGGAGGAGCAGCAGCCUCCUUCCACCAAAGACUCGGAGUGUCUCGAUACGACUUUAGAGCCUUCAAAUCAGAGUCUCUCCAGCUGGAUCACCUCCACGCCUCUGCUCUCACAAACAGACAGCGUCCAGCUGACUCUGCCCCCUGACGGAGGCUCGCAGUGCGUGAAAUACACAAGGAACUCAGAGGAAAGGCUCCAGCCCGACCACACCGUUCAUCCAGCACACAGGACAGAGCAGAUGGCAGAGCAGUCGCUGCACAUCACCUUGUGAUUGUCUGAUGGUCUUAAGUAUGUUAUCUCAAACUCCAAUUUGCACGAUUAGUUUUUUUAUAUAUAAUUUUAUUGUAUUUUUCAAGGAGAAUCUUUUAUAAAAGAUAGAAAUAGGUACUUUAUAUUGUGGAUGUUCAAAGCUAAAGAUAUUUCUGAGGUUUGGGAGAUGGAAGAACUGGAAUAUCUCCCUUUUUUUUUUCUUGGGAAAAUUUAAUUUCACAAAGAGGCACCUCAGUUCAGGUUUGAAAGUAGAGAAAGUCGAGUGGCCUGCAGACAUUCCAUCGUUGGGUAUUUGGGAGUUUGUUUUCUCUCUGAUAUGGUACCCUGCUCAUUCCUUCAGCUUGGCCUGUAAAUGCAAGACCUGGACCAGAUGCCACUGUGGCCUUAUAUCAGUGUUGUAAUUCCAGAGGAAAGAUAUUUUAUACAUCUCCACAGAAACACUUUGGAUUUCUUGUGCGAGAAUUUCCCUUAAAGUAAGAGUUUUAUUUUUACAUACGUCAACGAAUAGUGGCAUUCGUUCAGUGCUCAUUUGUUGCUGGAUUUUUUUUUUGCUACGAAUUAAAUGUUGAAAAGUGUGUUCAUAUUUUAUGUCUUACAGUACAUUCCACUGAAAAAUGACGAGAGAUGUAGGCUUUAAAUUUAAUCACAUUCAGAUGGUAUAUCGAGAAAUAUUCAUUUUCAGCAAAACUUAACCAGAAAUGAUGCUGUGUGUGAGUGUGUUCAUGUGCGCGUGUGUGUGUGCAUGUGCGUGUGUGUGUUUGAGUGUGUGUCCAUUGACUCAUUGGAUCUGUUUCAACAGUUUCAGCCAGUUUCAUUUUAAAAGAGUAGUUUUGACAGUUCAGGAAAUAUGUUUGUUUGUUUUCUUACCGAGAGUUGGAUAACAAGAUUGAUGCCACUUUUUUUAUCUGGCCCUUAGCCUGGCUAGCUGUUUACCAUAGUUCCAUUCUUCAUGGGCUGAGGGAAACUGCUAGCCUAGUCAUGUUGUGAUUGUGAUAGUGGCAGGAAACCACUGAACUCUCAUAAGUUACUGCAACACUGCAUUCUGCUGAGAAACUCCAUCAUAUAUCACCUGUCACAAAAUGUUGUUUUUGUGAUUCACUGUUUACGUGGCCCAGGCGAACAAAGUACAGUGUGUCAUUUAGUUCGCUUUUGAGUUGCUGCUCAGCUGUUUCCAGUCCAGCCAUGCUAAGCUAACUGUAUCCAACUGUGCCUUCGUAUUCAGCGUAAAGGAUUUAGAGUGGUAUCAAUCUUAUCUAAUUCUCAUUCAGAAUCAAAUUUAGCACAUUUCCCAACGUGUCAUACUCGUACAGAAGGUUGCACUGUACAACAAACUACAAUCAAACGUUUUAAAACCAGUUGACUUGAAGGUCCGUUUUUGAAGAGUUUAUUUCAUGCAUUUUUUUUUUUCCUGCUGGUGUUCAGUUGUAAAAACCAAAAGCCCGAUGAACCAAACGUAAUGGAUGUCGCUUUCAGAUUUAAAUUUGCACUUUUUGCAUUAUUUGAGAAGUACCAAUGAGUUGGUGCUGUUGAUGUGUUCAGUGCUCAGAUACAGUAUGAAAAGGACAAGUUGUAUUUACUUUACACUUUUGCAAACAUCAGUUGUUUAAAGACACUAUAUUUGGUUUAUAGUUUAGCCUUUAAAGCAGCAGCACCUUUAAUAUGUUAUGAUUGUUGUAUCCCAUUGCAGUACAUUUUUGUAUAGAGUAUCAUUUACCAAAGAUCAUUUAUAUUUCCAGAUUUUCUAAGCAAUAGUACAUGCAUUUACACUGGAUAAGAAAUUACAAAUCUGAGACUUUGCUUAUAAUGCUGAAGUUCUAUUUGUUGAAAUACGACAGUGCAUCUUUAUUCAAUGAGGAGCGUUUAGUGUUUGUGUACAUGAUAUUUAUGAUGCUCCAUGCUAUGUGGCUUCUCUCCUCCUGUUUGUUUCUUUUGCACACGUUGCUUUCUUCUGGCAUGUUGCUCAGAUUCUGACUCUGCAGUCUGUCCCCUUUGUUUUAUAGGUUCUGUCUGUUCUGUGCUUUUGGCGUCGCACUUGUUACAUUUGUGCCAGAAUGAAGCUGAAGCUCAUUCACUGCUGCGUACCCACUUUCACAAAUUCCUCACAGGAACAUUGGAUCUCGGCGCAUAUGGCCUUAAACAUGCAGUAUCUGAACUCAGUUUGUUUUACAUUGGUAUUUUUGGUUUCAUGGUAAGCCUGUGUGUCACAUUUAAAGGGGUUGAAUUAUCUGCUGUUGAUGCUUGAGUUCAUCACUCAAGGUAUCAAUCUGAAUAUCUAAUAGUUUUAAGACCAUGGUUCGGUCCAGCCUCCAUAAUUUGAGCUCCAGCCCACAGCAGUAACAUAAACUUAUCACCUCACACAGGUGGACAACUCGGAAAAACUAC